Molecule: messenger RNA, 1486 nt
Organism: Toxoplasma gondii ME49
Lineage: Eukaryota; Apicomplexa; Conoidasida; Eucoccidiorida; Sarcocystidae
Exons: 1
Coding region: 49-507 (152 amino acids)
Source: RefSeq, a predicted model, not a curated record
CAGCUCUGUAGGAGCUUCCGCCGAAGACGACUUUCUUUCGUGUCUCGCAUGUCUUUCUCGUGUGUCGUCUCUGAAAAGAACGUGGUGGACCGGGGCGGUUCGACCGGGGAGAGAGAGUGCUCUUUCUUUUGUGCCUGCAAAGGAAAUCUUCGAGCGAAGGAAGACGCGAAGAGAAAACGGAGAAGAAGUUCGCGAGGAUGGAGAGGAAGCGCGGUGUCUGCGAGUGUCCAGAGGUCGGAAAGCGAACAGGUUUCGCGGCAGUCGAGGAUCAGUCGAAGGAAUCGAGGAAGAGCCGAGAGGAAGGAACGCGAGGAAACGAAGAACUCGACUCUUUUUCUCCCGACGCGGAAGCAGACGAGAACGAAUGGGGAAAAGAAGAAGAGGCGCCUUUGGUCGGCAGACGCGUCUUCGCACGCGAGAGAAAUCUCGCGAGCAUGCGCGAGGCUCGAGAGGGACGCAGAAGGAAUUCAAAGUCAACGUUCUGUUGUGUGUUUGAGAACUUGGUGAAAACCUGAUUUUGACGAUCCAUGUGCAUGUGUGGCUUUUUCGUUCGAUGUGAAAUGUUCGUCGGAGACGCGCCUCCCAGAGAGAGCGUUCUUCUCUGUAUUGGGUCCAGGCUUCUGAGGUGUCUCCGCCGCUCGCCGAUCCGCUGUUCGUCUCAGGUGUACAUACACCUCGCCGGUGCGGCUGUUUUUCGGAGACUCCCGUUUCGCCUUCGCCGCCACACACGUUGCCUCUCCACGCUGGGCGCGAGGCCAUUUGCGGACUUUCUUUGAGAAACGGCUUUUUCCGUCGAUCUGUGCGGAUCCCACAGGGUCUCCCUGAGCUCUCUCUCGAGGCCUUCGUAGAUCGUUGUGAAACUCUGUAUAUCUUUCUUGCUUUCUCCAGGUCUUCGUAGAUUUCUCAAAAUCAUUUGCUCCCUCUCUACGCCCUCCUCUACCGUCCAUUUACUUCAGAACGUCUUUGGCAGCUUCUCUGAAAACGGAGAGUGUGGAGGCCUGUCCCUCCUGGCUCUUCCUUGCAAGGCUUGCCGUUUCAGUUUUGACUUCUCCCCGGAAAGAAACAUCGGCGAAAUCCUCUCAGCUACACAAUCACCAAAAACGUCAAAAUACAGCAGAACGCGAAAAAGGGUGGUGUCGCAUGCACGAUCCGAAGUUUCUACGCUGCUGCUGCUUCUCUAACUCAGUGUGAAACAUGCUUUCUUCUGCUUGUAACGCGGCCAAUUUUUAUGUGGAAAAACCGGCUGUGUGUGUCGCGGGCCAUCCACCACUUUUAGCUGCGACGUCGCGGGUGGCGUUCGCGCGUCUCUUCCGCAUCGAGAGACGAGCGAGAAAAAGGAAUAAAGAAGAGAGACGGAGAAAGAACGCGAGAAGGAGGAAGGGGAGAGAAGAGAGCGAGAAGAAGCGGCGAAAGAGCAGAAGAGUGAGAGAACGACGGAAGCAGGACGCCAGGAAAAGAGUGCGAAAGACGCACAGAGGAGAGAAGC